AUGAAAGGUGGUUCAAGUCAGAAAAAUAGUGACAAGAAGCGACCUAACCAGUGGAGUUUCAACAACAACAACAAGAGAGGAAAGGAGCAGUCCCAAGAAAAGCCAGGAUUUCCUCAAUGCCCAAAAUGUAACAGAUAUCAUCCUGGUGAAUGUCGGGUUGGGACUAACACUUGUUACAUAUGUGAGAAGCCGAGGCACUUUGCAAGGGAAUGUUCCAACCGUAACAAACAGUAUAAAGGAGGAGAAGAAAAGAAAACAAAUGGCAGAGUCUUUUCCUUGACUCGAGAAAAAGCGGAAGCAAGUCCAUCCACAGUAAUCUCAGGUCAGCUCAUUUUUAAUAACAUCUCUACAUCAAUAUUAGUUGAUUUUGGAGCUACACAUUCAUUCGCAUCAAUGCAUUUUGUUGGUAGACCGAAUGGAUUACCUGUUAAGAUGGAUACAAGUUUUAGUAUAGCACUGCCCUCCGGGGAAGUGCUAUACUCAACUCAUUGGUAUAAGACUAUACCAAUUACAAUCAAUGAUAGGGAACUAUAUGUUAACCUGGUCAUUAUCGACAUGAAGGACUAUGACGUCAUUUUAGGAAUGGAUUUCCUAACAACGUAUAACGCUAGAAUCGACAGUAGUAAGAAAGAAGUCAUUUUUGCACCAAUAGGAGAAGACGAAGUUCAUUUUCAAGGGAAAAUAAAAUGA
Messenger RNA from Humulus lupulus (European hop), 690 nucleotides. RefSeq lists its product as uncharacterized. Gene Ontology annotation, molecular function: nucleic acid binding; zinc ion binding. The record is from RefSeq and is a predicted model, not a curated record. Lineage: Eukaryota; Viridiplantae; Streptophyta; Magnoliopsida; Rosales; Cannabaceae. Bases 1 to 690 code for a protein of 229 amino acids. The transcript has a single exon.